Molecule: messenger RNA, 3492 nt
Organism: Knipowitschia caucasica
Lineage: Eukaryota; Metazoa; Chordata; Actinopteri; Gobiiformes; Gobiidae
Source: the annotation of a GenBank genome assembly
AUGGUUUUUACCCAGAGGCCCAUGCGGCAGGAUUACAACACACAGAGGAAGACAGACAGCACAACAGACAACACAACGGACAGCACUACAGACAACACAACGGACAGCACAACGGACAGCACUACAGACAACACAACGGACAGCACUACAGACAACACAACAGACGACACAACAGACAGCACAACAGACAACACAACGGACAGCACUACAGACAACACAACGGACAGCACUACAGACAACACAACGGACAGCACUACAGACAACACAACGGACAGCACAACGGACAGCACUACAGACAACACAACGGACAGCACUACAGACAACACAACAGACAAUACAACAGACAAUACAACAGACAACACAACAGACAACACAACAGACAGCACUACAGACAACACAACAGACAGCACUACAGACAACACAACAGACAACACAACGGACAGCACUACAGACAACACAACAGACGACACAACGGACAGCACUACAGACAACACAACAGACAGCACUACAGACAACACAACGGACAGCACUACAGACAACACAACAGACAGCACUACAGACAACACAACAGACAGCACUACAGACAACACAACAGACGACACAACGGACAGCACUACAGACAACACAACAGACGACACAACGGACAGCACUACAGACAACACAACGGACAGCACUACAGACAACACAACAGACGACACAACGGACAGCACUACAGACAACACAACAGACAGCACUACAGACAACACAACAGACGACACAACGGACAGCACUACAGACAACACAACAGACGACACAACGGACAGCACUACAGACAACACAACAGACGACACAACGGACAGCACUACAGACAACACAACAGACGACACAACGGACAGCACUACAGACAACACAACAGACAGCACUACAGACAACACAACAGACAGCACUACAGACAACACAACGGACAGCACUACAGACAACACAACAGACAGCACUACAGACAACACAACGGACAGCACUACAGACAACACAACAGACAGCACUACAGACAACACAACAGACAGCACUACAGACAACACAACAGACGACACAACGGACAGCACUACAGACAACACAACAGACAGCACUACAGACAACACAACGGACAGCACUACAGACAACACAACAGACAGCACUACAGACAACACAACAGACAGCACUACAGACAACACAACAGACGACACAACGGACAGCACUACAGACAACACAACAGACGACACAACGGACAGCACUACAGACAACACAACGGACAGCACUACAGACAACACAACAGACGACACAACGGACAGCACUACAGACAACACAACAGACGACACAACGGACAGCACUACAGACAACACAACAGACGACACAACGGACAGCACUACAGACAACACAACAGACGACACAACGGACAGCACUACAGACAACACAACAGACAGCACUACAGACAACACAACGGACAGCACUACAGACAACACAACAGACAGCACUACAGACAACACAACGGACAGCACUACAGACAACACAACAGACAGCACUACAGACAACACAACAGACAGCACACUACAGACAACACAACAGACGACACAACGGACAGCACUACAGACAACACAACAGACAGCACUACAGACAACACAACGGACAGCACUACAGACAACACAACAGACAGCACUACAGACAACACAACAGACAGCACUACAGACAACACAACAGACGACACAACAGACAGCACUACAGACAACACAACAGACAGCACUACAGACAACACAACAGACAGCACUACAGACAACACAACGGACAGCACUACAGACAACACAACAGACAGCACUACAGACAACACAACAGACAGCACUACAGACAACACAACGGACAGCACUACAGACAACACAACAGACGACACAACGGACAGCACUACAGACAACACAACAGACAGCACUACAGACAACACAACGGACAGCACUACAGACAACACAACAGACAGCACUACAGCACACACACAGACGACACAACGGACAGCACUACAGACAACACAACAGACAGCACUACAGACAACACAACGGACAGCACUACAGACAACACAACAGACAGCACUACAGACAACACAACGGACAGCACUACAGACAACACAACAGACAGCACUACAGACAACACAACAGACAGCACUACAGACAACACAACAGACGACACAACGGACAGCACUACAGACAACACAACAGACAGCACUACAGACAACACAACAGACAGCACUACAGACAACACAACAGACAGCACUACAGACAACACAACAGACAGCACUACAGACAACACAACAGACGACACAACGGACAGCACUACAGACAACACAACAGACAGCACUACAGACAACACAACGGACAGCACUACAGACAACACAACAGACAGCACUACAGACAACACAACAGACGACACAACGGACAGCACUACAGACAACACAACAGACGACACAACGGACAGCACUACAGACAACACAACAGACAGCACUACAGACAACACAACAGACGACACAACGGACAGCACUACAGACAACACAACAGACGACACAACGGACAGCACUACAGACAACACAACAGACGACACAACGGACAGCACUACAGACAACACAACAGACGACACAACGGACAGCACUACAGACAACACAACAGACAGCACUACAGACAACACAACGGACAGCACUACAGACAACACAACAGACAGCACUACAGACAACACAACGGACAGCACUACAGACAACACAACAGACAGCACUACAGACAACACAACAGACAGCACUACAGACAACACAACAGACGACACAACGGACAGCACUACAGACAACACAACAGACAGCACUACAGACAACACAACAGACAGCACUACAGACAACACAACAGACAGCACUACAGACAACACAACGGACAGCACUACAGACAACACAACAGACAGCACUACAGACAACACAACAGACAGCACUACAGACAACACAACAGACAGCACUACAGACAACACAACAGACGACACAACAGACAGCACUACAGACAACACAACGGACAGCACUACAGACAACACAACAGACAGCACUACAGACAACACAACGGACAGCACUACAGACAACACAACAGACAGCACUACAGACAACACAACAGACAGCACUACAGACAACACAACAGACGACACAACGGACAGCACUACAGACAACACAACAGACGACACAACGGACAGCACUACAGACAACACAACGGACAGCACUACAGACAACACAACAGACAGCACUACAGACAACACAACGGACAGCACUACAGACAACACAACAGACAGCACUACAGACAACACAACAGACAGCACUACAGACAACACAACAGACAGCACUACAGACAACACAACAGACAGCACUACAGACAACACAACGGACAGCACUACAGACAACACAACAGACAGCACUACAGACAACACAACGGACAGCACUACAGACAACACACAUUGGUGGCAGUGUAUUAA